Vanrija pseudolonga is the source of this 2208-nucleotide messenger RNA. It is a transcript of the gene SC7, whose product is annotated as Fruiting body protein SC7. Lineage: Eukaryota; Fungi; Basidiomycota; Tremellomycetes; Trichosporonales; Trichosporonaceae. The transcript has a single exon. The record is from RefSeq and is a predicted model, not a curated record. The coding region runs from base 1 to 2208 and encodes 735 amino acids.
AUGUUUUCCACCACUGCGCUCUUUGGCGCACUCUCUGCCCUGGCGGCGACGACAGCGAUCGCUGCGCCCGUCGUCGCCCCGCCCUCAGGCCGCCACGCCUCGUCGCUCGUCGCGCGCGGCUCUGAGCCGUGGUACCCGACCCCGCCGGCGGGUGUCAACUCCACGAUCGUCGACCCCCCCACCGACGCCGACGUGGCCGGUACCUCGGACAAGGCCAAGUGGAUCGUCGAGUACCACAGCCUCCUGCGCGCCCAGUUCGACGCCGGCCCCUUGGUCUGGAACGAGACCCUCGCCAAGAAGGAGCUGGCCCACACGGCCACGUGUAUCUGGGAACACGAUGGCUUGGGCAACCUUUGGGGAGGCUCGCCAGGUGGCUUGUGGACCGUCGAGGACGCUGUCGUCUCUUGGCUCAACGAGUACAAGACCAUGGCACCCGACGAAUACAACCACUUCACUGCCAUGAUCUGGAAGAACGCAACUUCGGUCGGAUGCUCGUGGCACCAUUGCCCCAAUGGCCCCGCCCCCGCGUACUACUUUGCCUGCCUGUACGACAGUGGUGGCCCCAACGCCAUCUUCCCCAACUUCUCUGGCCACAAGGCGGACCAAGUCGGCAAGUUCAACGGAAAGAGCAAGGAAGAGAUCCUUGCGCUCGUCGACACCUCCAAGUACUUUGCCAGCCCCCCCGGCGAGCCGUCAGCCUCCGCGUCCGCCAGCGGCGCCGCGCCGACCAACAACGCCCUCGCCGCUGUCUCACUCUCGCCAACGGCUGCCUCCGAGUCGGCCAGUGCCUCGUCCGAGUCGGCCAGUGCCUCGUCCGAGUCGGCCAGUGCCUCGUCCGAGUCGGCCAGUGCCUCGUCCGAGUCGGCCAGUGCCUCGUCCGCGUCGACCAGCGCCGCUCCCAGCGCAGCGCCCACCGCCCAGGCCAACGUCAAGCCUACCCCCGCCGACCCUUCGGACCCGGACUACUCCACCCUCCCCGAGUGCCCCGACGACGUCGACGAGCCUCUGAACGGCGGCAACGCCACUGCCCCUUUGCCCUCGUCCGCGCCCGUCGACCAGGGCUCCGUCAAGCCCACCCCCGCGGACCCCUCCGACCCCGACUACUCCAGCCUGCCUGAGUGCCCCGACGAUGUUGAGCAGCCUCAGAACGGCGGCAGCAGCAGCGGUAGCGGUAAGGGCAAUGGCACCCCUAGCACCGGUGGCAGCACCAACACUGGCGGCAGCACUGGCGGCAGCACUGGCGGCAGCUCUGGUGGCAGCAAGGACGGUGCCAACGGCGACAACGGUGCCCCCGGCCAGCCUGGCAAGAACGGCGCCAACGGUGCCAACGGUGACUCUGGCUCGUCGACUGGCGGCUCUUCGUCUGGCGGUUCGUCAUCGGGUGGCUCGUCGUCGGGCGGCCAGACUCCCCCCGCCACGCCCUCGACCGGCUCGUCGAACGGCGCCGCGCCCGCUCCUGCCCCCGCCCCCUCGGCCGACGGCGCCUCCAAGCCUACCCCCGCGGACCCCUCGGACCCCGACUACUCGUCGCUCCCCGAGUGCCCCGACGAUGUUGAGGAGCCCUCUAACGGCGGCGGCUCGAACCCCGCUCCGUCUCCCUCGUCCGGCUCUGGCUCUGGUGGCGCCGCUCCUGUCCCCUCGGGCGACGCCAACGUGAAGCCCACGCCUCCCGACCCGUCCGACCCCGACUACUCGAGCCUUCCCGAGUGCCCCGACGAGGACCCCGUCCAGCCCUCGGCCAACCCGACCGAGUCGCCUUCCAGCCCCUCUGGCUCCGUCUCGGUGUCGCAGGUCGCGUCGACGACGUCGUCUGAGGAGCCCCUCCCCACCGGAAACGGCUACUCGGACCCCAACGUCAACGUCAGCGUUCCCAAGAAGCCUGCCAACGGCACCCUCGCUGCCGACGGCACCAACCCCGGCAACGCGACUGCCCCCGGCAACGCCACCUCGCUCUUCACUCACCCGCCCAGCGAGCAGGACACUGGCAGCAACAAGGCCGCCGACUACGGCCCGGCCAAGCCCCCCACCCAGGCUCCUGCUCCUGCCACCAACGACACGCCCGCCGACGACGGUGAGACUUCGGCUUACAACGGCACCGGCACUUUUGCCGACUUCUGGGCCUGGGUCCAGAAGCAGUGGACUCUGUACCGCAAGGCCCACCCCGACAAGGGCAGCAACGCUCUCCCCACCCCCGACAACAAGCAGUAG